This is a messenger RNA of Alternaria arborescens, 1326 nucleotides long. Its product is annotated as putative cytosolic iron-sulfur protein assembly protein 1. Gene Ontology annotation, cellular component: cytosolic [4Fe-4S] assembly targeting complex. Gene Ontology annotation, molecular function: protein binding. The coding region runs from base 1 to 1326 and encodes 441 amino acids. NCBI's taxonomy places the organism in Eukaryota, Fungi, Ascomycota, Dothideomycetes, Pleosporales, Pleosporaceae. Gene Ontology annotation, biological process: iron-sulfur cluster assembly. The record is from RefSeq and is a predicted model, not a curated record. The transcript has a single exon.
AUGUCUUCCCCACAAACACACACCCUCACCCCUCUCGCAACCCUCACACCGCCAUCCAACUCACGAACAUGGCAAUCGGCGCCCCACCCCACUCUCCCCAUUGUCGCAACAGCAUGUUCCGACCGCAGCGUCCGCGUGUACAGCUUGACCUCCUUUACGCUCCUGCACUCGAUAACCGGAGGCCAUAAACGCAGUGUACGCACCGUUUCCUGGAAACCCGGCACGCGGGGGCAGAGCGUGCUUGCCACGGGGAGUUUUGAUUCUAGCGCGGGGAUAUGGCGGCGGGAAGAAGGCGGCGGUGUUGUGGGUGGCAUGGAACGCGACUUCACGGAUACAGGCGGACAAAUCGGCGGAUGUAUGGAUGAAGACAACUUUGACACAGUCUCGGACCAUGACGACGCCGACGACUAUCAAUUCUCUUGUAUUCUCGACGGGCACGAAUCGGAGAUCAAGUGCUUGGCAUGGUCGCCCUCGGGCCAAUAUCUAGCUACCUGUUCACGUGACAAGAGCGUGUGGAUAUGGGAGGAGCUCGAGGACGACAACUUUGAGACGGUCGCCGUACUACAAGAACACGACGGCGACGUCAAAUCCGUGGCAUGGCACCCAGAAGAAGACUUGCUGGUUAGCACGAGCUACGAUGACACUGUCCGGUUGUACAGGGAAGAUGCGGACGACUGGGUGCAGGUUGCUAUGAUUGAUGGGCACAAGGAGACAGUCUGGUGGGCUGAGUUUGAAGGCAGCGGCAUGAGUAAAAAGGACUACAGGAAAGACACGGCAGGGCUGGCAGCCGAGCAAACACAACACAUGGAGGAACUGGAGAGAUCAGGACCUAGAUUCGCGACCUGCUCGGAUGACUGCACAGUUCGCAUAUGGCGGAGACGGCCGCGAGAGAGAGACGAGUAUGCCGAGCGCAACACGGGCAUACCCAGUAUUAUUCGUUCUGCGGCCAUUGACGAGGACUGGCAUCAGGAGGCUGUGCUACCUAAAGCUCAUGAACGCGCCGUCUACUCGGUCAGUUGGAGUCAAAGGACGGGGUUGAUUGUUAGCGCGGGGAGUGAUGGGAAGAUUGUGGUCUACAAGGAGAGGUGGAGAGAACAACAAGCUGCUCCGGGUACCGAAAACGGGGAUGCGGACAAGUCGUUGACUGAAUGGGUGGUUGUCGCGGAACUCUUCUCAGGGCACGACGUGUUUGAGAUCAACCAUGUUUGUUGGGCGAGGAGAGCAGACAACGGCAAGCGGUCAGAAGACGAGGAGGUCAUAUUGAGUACGGGUGAUGAUGGCGAAGUAAGGGUGUGGACUCUGGACGAGGCAGCCGUUCCUACGUAG